CCUGUCAUAAAUGAAGUUCAAUAUGAAGGUUAUAUACACGCGGUCCCAUUUACACUUUUUGGCGUAAUGUAAAUACACCAUUUGACAAAGUUUACCACUAACAGCUAAGAUUUUGGGUUCGAUUAUAUAACACGAUUUUUCUUUGUUAAUUUUGAAAUACGAAUUAGACUUUUACUGCAGUAUGGCUAAAUCAUUAAGAAGUAAGUGGCGACGAAAAUGUCGAGCAGUGAAACGUGAAAGAUAUCAAGUCAAAGAACUUGAGCGCUUGAAGAAAACUUUAGGAAUAGUUGAAAACAGCAACCCAUCAGAUGUUCAAAUGGAACCUGUUGCAGAUAUUGUAACUAUAACAAACAUUAAAGACAAGAUAUCCAAAAAGAAAGAAAUUAACAAAACCCAAAAUGCUGAGACGCCCAAUAAGGAAACAGAAGUAGAGGAAAUGGAUACUAAUAAAGUUGUGAGGGUUUAUAAUAAACGCACAAUGAGGGAUCAGUUUGGAAAUUACCCCCCUUGGAUGAGUAAGCGGAGCAUUCGCGACAAGAAACGUUUAAAAAAAGGGAAGAAACCUACUAAGAAAUGAUUUGUUGAAUAAGUGUAUAAGAAAAAUGACAUCAAAUUUAAUACAUAAUUACUCUAAAGGAUGCUAAUAAAAACAAAAUGUUAUACC
This is a messenger RNA of Ctenocephalides felis (cat flea), 664 nucleotides long. RefSeq names its product protein LLP homolog. The transcript has 2 exons. Gene Ontology annotation, biological process: dendrite extension. Gene Ontology annotation, molecular function: RNA binding. Gene Ontology annotation, cellular component: nucleolus. NCBI's taxonomy places the organism in Eukaryota, Metazoa, Arthropoda, Insecta, Siphonaptera, Pulicidae. The record is from RefSeq and is a predicted model, not a curated record. The coding region runs from base 182 to 577 and encodes 131 amino acids.